Messenger RNA from Tuber aestivum (summer truffle), 4089 nucleotides. The record is from the annotation of a GenBank genome assembly. Lineage: Eukaryota; Fungi; Ascomycota; Pezizomycetes; Pezizales; Tuberaceae.
ACCCUUAACCCCCGGCACAGAACACACCCCACGAAUCCGUCCGCUGAACAAGCAAACUCUAUCAACGCCAACACUUACUGACAAUUGAAAUUUUUCACCAAUCUCCCUGGGGAGAUAAAAUCUGGCGGGAGCAUUGCCCGGAAUUCCAUUUGGCGAGGGCAGGGGGAGAAAAAAAUUAUUGUGGGUGGCACGGUCAAUACGGUAGAUAAGGGCUGAGCGGAUUGCCGCCUCACUCACUACUCACGACCGGACUCCCCGGUGCUUGGAAGUUCAACUCGACAUUCUAGCUCGGCCAUGAAUCGUGCUCGCAAGCGUGAGUUGAAAAUGCUUGGAUGGAAACACUCGGGGGGGACACCCUAGCUAACUGCUGGCAUCAUGUAGGUGAGCUACGAGAGCUCAACAAGCUCGCUUGGGAUGAGCAGAAAGGUACCUCUGUGCAAUUUUUUUCUCUCCCUUCUCUAAAUCUCACCAAUUGCACAUUCAGACGUUUUCAAGACUGCAGCAUCACUCGAUUCGACUUUGAAAAAGAACACAGCGGUUAUCAAACGGCUGCGCAUGUCCCUCGAUUCGCACCAAGUCCUCCUCAGGGAGAUCCAAACAGUUGCAUUAGAAAAGUACCUCCCGGAGAUUAUAGCAGCCGUCUACGAGGGGCUUCUGAAGACUAAGACUGCUUCAGAAAUCGCCGCGGCGGUUGAGGUGGUGUCCGCCCUGCACCAGAGAUUUCAGAGGGAUUUCACCCCACAGUUUACCUUCGCGCUUGCCAGGGGACUUGCCACACCGAGGCCGGAUGCGUUGAAGGGGCUGAGCCCCGAGCAGAAGGAGCGGGAGGAAAAGGAGAGGUUCGCUAGGCAGAGGGUUUUGUUGAGGGUUGGGGUGGAAUUGUACCUGGUUGGCGUUGUGCGGAGUGUGCAGGAUGCCGUGAGUGUGGAUGAUGCCAUAGCUGCUAAGGGUGCCAGCGGUAGCGUCAAACCUCCCAGCGCCGUUAGCGGAAAAGAUGCAGCGAAGAGGAGAGACGGAGACAUGGAGCUGGACCCUUUUCCACUGGAGGUUUUGAAGGAUUUACUGAAUAAGGACAAGGAUCACCUCAAUCUCCCGCUAGUCGUGCUUUUUGUUAAAAAUUUCCCUUACGAUAUACUAGGAGUCAGACCGAGGAACUUGACGAGGAAGAAUGUGGAGGAGGAUGGUGCUACAUCUGCAGAGAAGCCAGCCAACGGCGAGGCUAUGAACACCGAUGCCGAUGGGGCGCCUUCACUUGAUUCUACGGAUCCUCCAUUGCUCUCUUCGGAGCUCCAACAACGGUUCAAAAAUGUUCUUGCCCGCUACCUAGAUGCCGUCAAGUCCCAUAUCGUCCAGCAGCACAAACACCUCCAAACCCAAUCGGCACGCAACGCGGAGGCUUAUGUAAAAUCUGGGGAGAUAUUCGAAGAUCGUCAAGCAAACUAUGAGAAGUUGGUCAAGACGCAAGAGAAAUUUAUUGCCAACGCUCAGGUUGUUGCCGAUGUCCUAGGAGUGGAGAUGCCAGAUCUGCCAGAUGAAAAGGACGGGGCUGAGGCAAAUGGGAAUAGUAUUAUCCGGGAGGGCGGCAGCAUGUUUACUUCCCGGGAAGACGGCAGCAGGUUCGGCAUCUGGGAAGAUGAGGAUCAAAGGAGAUUUUACGAAGAUCUGAUUGACUUGAAGGCCAGAGGUGUUCCAGCAAUUCUCUUGGAAGAUGGAAAGAAGAAGAAGGCUGAGGGUGAGGUAAAAGUGGAAGGAGAAGCCAAGGCUGACGGGGAGAAGAAAUCUGGCGGGGAGGACAGUAUCGCUGACGACGAUUCUGCCGGUGAGCUAAAGGACACCGACGCGCCGUCACCCACAGAUGAGAGCAAUACCGGGAAUGAUGAGUCCACCAGUACUACUAUCGCGAAUAAGACGAUUGGUGCUCAGGUGGAUGCCCUACUGGUACGCCUCCCUGAGCUCACUAACCGGGAUCUCAUCGAUCAAGCCGCCUUUGAAUUCUGCUUCCUGAAUUCCAAAGCCUCUCGGAAUCGUCUUCUUAAAGUUCUGCAAGAUGUUCCCCGUGGUCGCCAAGACCUCCUUCCUUAUUAUGCGAGAUUGAUCGCUACCUUAAGCAAGUAUCUUCCCGAUAUAGGGAAGGGAAUGGUUGAAUAUCUUGAUAAGGAAUUUCGAUCCCUGCAGCGUCGUAAGGACAAGGAACUAUCCGAAGUUCGUUCCAGAAACGUCCGGUAUCUCUCCGAGUUGACCAAGUUCGGAGCCGUCCCUCAGCACAUCAUCUUCCAUUGUUUAAUGGUAGCCCUGCAGGACUUUCACAAAAUCAAUAUUGACGUCAUUUGUAAUGCCCUCGAGAAUUGUGGGAAAUACUUGCUCCGAAACCCGGAGACUAGCGGUCGGAUGACUACCUUUUUAGAGACCCUGAAGAAGAAGAAGGACGGAGUUCAAUACCUUGGGCCUCAGGAACGUGUCGCGAUAGAGAAUGCGUUCUACUACGUUAAUCCCCCCGAGCGGCCAGCCAUCGCACAGAAGGAGCGUAGCGUGAUGGAGCUGUUUGUCAGAAAGCUUAUAUAUCUUGACUUAACAAAGCGGAAUUAUGUCAAGAUCCUGAAACAGCUAAGGAAGCUUCACUGGGAUGACGAAGAAGUUGUCUCGCUCCUAUUCAAGGUUUUCACCAAGAUCUGGAGGGUAAGAUACAAUAAUGUCCAUAUCCUUGCCAUUUUGGUUGGGGCGCUCGGGCGAUACCACCAGGAUUUUGCAUACUCUGUCAUCGAUGAGGUGCUUGAGCAGAUCUCACUUGGCUUGGAGCAGAACAACUUCAAACACAACCAGCGGAGGAUCGCGCAGGUCAAAUACCUUGGAGAAUUGUAUAACUACAAGCUCAUUGACUCACCGGUGAUCUUUGAUGCACUCUACAGGAUCGUCACGUUUGGUCACGAGGGCGGUACUCCCAGGCCGGGUAAUAUUUGUCCGCUGGAUAUGCCGGAUGACUUUUUCAGGAUUCGACUGGUUUGUACGUUGCUUGACGUCUGCGGAAUGUGCUUCGAUAAGGGAAGUGCGAAAAAGAAGCUAGACUUCUUUCUCACGUUCUUCCAGGUAGUAAUCAUUCUCGCGGCGCUUGAAACGGGCUAGCUGACAUAUUGCUGAUAGUACUAUAUAUUUACGAAAGAUCCUUUGUCAAUGGACAUUGAGUUUAUUAUUCAGGAUACCUUUGCCCAGGUCCGACCUUCCUGGAGUCUAUGCACCAACUUUGAAGAGGCCGGGAAAGCCUUCGAGGAGGCAGUGCAGAACAAUUAUAAGCCAGAUGGAGAGGAGAACAAAAGUAUUGGUGACCAGGAUGAGGCCGAUGAGGCCGAGUCAGUAUCUGAUGGCGAGCAGCGCGGUCAGUAUCAGGACGAGGAGCAUUCUGACGAAGGAGAGGAAGAUGAACCUCCCGCUCCCGCUAUUGCUCCUGAACAGCCUGAGGAGUCCGAAGAGGAUUCCUCGAGCGAAGAUGAGGAAGAGAUCGUUGUCAAGCUGGAAGAGGGGGAGAGAGAUCCGGAGGCAGAAGCAGAGUUUGAUCGUGAACUUGCCAAACUGAUGCAGGAGAGUGUUGAUGCAAGAAAGUUUGAGCGGAAACCCUUAUUUGAUGUCCCCUUGCCAAUCAGGCGUGGUGGUAGCGCAUUAAGUAGAGAAGCUACUUUCGAAAGCGAUGCUGGUGACAACCCAGCCAGUAGCCCGCCGCCUUCGGGUGGUGGGAUGAUGGCAUUUAGCUUAUUAACCAAGAGAGGUAACAGGCAACAGACCAAGGUCGUUGAGCUACCAAGCAACAGUAGCCUUGCAAUGGCAAUGAGAAACACCCAAGAGGCAGAGCGAGCCGAGAAGAUGAAGAUCAAGGAAUUAGUCAUGAGUUACGAUCGCAUGGAAGAGACUUCUGAGAUUGAAUGUGAGCUACUAUAUUAUCCCAUGCCAACCUAUAACGAAAUCCUACUAACCCGGCGUGUAGCCUUGGAACGCCACGCAGUAGCAAACGGCGCGCACCUCAAGUAUGAGAAGGGUUCUGGUAGGAACGCCCAACGCGGCCGCAAACUAUCUCUCAGCGAUGUAAACUGGUAUGAGCCC